AAAGACAGAUAGGAGAGGCAGGGAUAUCUGAGCAGAAUUGUGUGUGUUUGAAAUUACCUUUUAGCAUCUGAACCAACCGAGCUGAAGAGAAGAAUACAGAAGGAGGGAGCUUAUUUAAAUUUCUCAGUCUAUUCCCAGGCUAAAGAGGGAGACAGAGCUCUUAUUAAAUCAGAGUCUCAGGGAGAAGGAACGGAAGUGUUUUCCUUGGAGAACAGCUCAUCUUUUCUCGUGUGUUUGCCGAGUCGUACUGGGUGAAAACAGAUGGACAAGAUGAACCACAGCUCAGCUGAAGCGGAGGCUGAGACCAUAGAACCACUACGUUACCUCAGCAAAGAAGAAAUGACAGCUAUCGAGACAGAACUACUGAGGGACUACAGAUUUGGACAACAGCAGCUGAUAGAAAUUUGGGGACAAGCCUGUGCCCUCGCCAUCACAAAGGCUUAUCCUCGCAGCUCUCUAACAAAGAAGCAGCCCACAGUGCUGGUGAUCUGUGGUCCGGAUCAAAAUGGCUCCAUAGGUCUGGUGUGUGCUCGACACCUGCGCAUAUUUGACUAUGAGCCCACAAUUUAUCACCCGAAACGUUCCUCUCACAGUCUGCACCAGGAUUUCACAGUUCAGUGUGAGAAGAUGGAUAUUCCCUUUCUCUCUUAUCUGCCUACAGAGGUGCAGCUCAUAAACGAUGCCUACAACUUAGUGAUUGAUGCCAUGCUGGGUCUCGAGGCAGACAAUUCCAACAUUAAGGAGCCAUAUUCCUGUAUUCUGGCCACCCUGAAGCAAAUCAAGAUUCCCAUCGUCAGCGUGGAUGUGCCCUCAGGUUGGGAUGUAGAAGAACCAAGCCAGGAUGGGAUCAACCCGGAUGUUCUCAUCUCUCUCAUAGCACCGAAGAAGUGCGCGUCAAACUUCUCUGGGAAGCACUUCUUGGCCGGACGCUUCCUGCCCUACGACAUUCAGAAAAAAUAUGAGCUUAAUCUCCCAGACUAUGCCGGCACAGACUGUAUUAUAGAACUGUAACAUGUGGAAACACAAGGGCCGGUUGGAGCCUUUUCUUGUUUGUAUUUUAUAGGUUGUUACUAUAUUUUAAUGUCAACAUUUCUGUUGUUUAGAUCCAAAUGCAAUUUAGCCAGAUGUGCUGUUGAGCUAGAAGGGUGAAAUUUAGAACCACAAUGUCUGUUUGAGAAACGGCGCGAGGAGUUUAGUGUCAGUCAACUUGUAAAAGUUGUAGCAUUACACUGUUUCCUAUCAACUAGAGUCACCAGAGGAUAAACGUUUUCUAUGAUGUCACUGAGGUUAAAAAAUAAAAAUCUUAAAAUUUGUUUCAACUUCUGUUGCUUUUAAGUUUACCUUAUUUCUUGAAUGUGCUGUUUAAUUAACAUCAU
Messenger RNA from Nematolebias whitei (Rio pearlfish), 1376 nucleotides. RefSeq names its product YjeF N-terminal domain containing 3 (gene yjefn3). NCBI's taxonomy places the organism in Eukaryota, Metazoa, Chordata, Actinopteri, Cyprinodontiformes, Rivulidae. Gene Ontology annotation, cellular component: mitochondrion. The record is from RefSeq and is a predicted model, not a curated record. Gene Ontology annotation, molecular function: NAD(P)HX epimerase activity. The transcript is spliced from 6 exons. The coding region runs from base 262 to 1011 and encodes 249 amino acids.